Ostrea edulis (European flat oyster) is the source of this 1637-nucleotide messenger RNA. RefSeq lists its product as uncharacterized. The record is from RefSeq and is a predicted model, not a curated record. Gene Ontology annotation, biological process: lipid metabolic process. NCBI's taxonomy places the organism in Eukaryota, Metazoa, Mollusca, Bivalvia, Ostreida, Ostreidae. Gene Ontology annotation, molecular function: oxidoreductase activity, acting on the CH-CH group of donors. Gene Ontology annotation, cellular component: membrane. The coding region runs from base 12 to 791 and encodes 259 amino acids. The transcript is spliced from 5 exons.
GACCUUUGCACAUGUUGGAAAUCAUGGGAAGUUCGUUGGGUAAGGCAGUAGCGGUAGACUUCGGCAUCCAGUGGGCCUGCUGGGCGGUGGCAGCUGCUCUGAAGACAGAAAAAUUCUACGAUCUAGCUGGAUCUGGAACAUUUAUGUACCUGGCCUUGCAGAGUCUGAAAUGGGGAGAACACUAUCACCUCAGACAGAAAGUCAACACCGGCAUGGUGGCCUCCUGGGCUUUCAGGCUUGGACUGUUUCUGUUUACAAGAAUCCUAAAAGAAGGCCAAGACAGGCGCUUUAACAAAGUCAGGGACCGACCAGGAACAUUCUUUGUGUACUGGACAAUUCAAGGUGUGUGGGUGUUCCUGACAAUGCUUCCUACUCUGAUUGUCAAUUCCAAGCGAGAGGAUCGCCCACUGAAUGCUCGUGAUUACAUUGGAUGGUCACUAUGGACUGCUGGUUUCCUGAUGGAGAGUAUUGCAGAUUACCAGAAGUCUGCCUUCAGAGCAAAUCCAGAAAACCAGGGUAAGUUUAUCAGUCACAGUCUGUGGAGCGUUGUCCAGUACCCUAAUUACUUGGGGGAGAUCAUGAUGUGGUCCGGUAUUUAUACGUCCUCGACCUCGGUCCUGCGGGGCUGGGAGCACGUCAGUGUCAUCUCUCCUCUCUUUCUGACAUUCCUCCUCACCAAGGUCAGUGGAAUUCCACUCCAGGAAAGAUCGGCCUUAAAACGUUAUGGUGGAGAUCCUGCCUUCCACGAGCACAUCAAGAAAACCCCAAAAUUAAUCCCCUUUAUCUGGUAACUCGGUUUUAAUCAAGGAGCACAUCAAGAAACCCCAAAAUUAAUCCCGUUUAUCUGGUAACUCUGUUUAUGAGGAGACGGAAAGUUGGGGAAAUAUUAUAGCUUUUGUAAUUUAUGAUAAUACACAAAGUUUUUGACACAAGAUUAAAAUUUAAUGUAUUAAUGCAUUUCUCCAUCAAAAUACAAUCUCUGAUACUAGCAUACUUACAUACAUCUAUGAGUCCAACAUCAAAUCGCAUUUAUAGUAGUUUUGACCAGUAACUCUAAAUUGCUAAUUUGAAAUUAAGAUAUGCUGAAAUGAAUACCUACAUACACACUGCCACAUAGUUAUCUUCAUUAUCAUUAAGCGCAUGUCAAUUAAUCAUAUGCUGUGUUGCAAUUAAGCUAUGAAACGCUCUUAUGCUGUCACAAGCAGCAUAUUCGUAUCGGUGCCAUAAACUAUGCAAAUUUUCAUAUAUAUGUAUAUACACACACAGCUGUUGGACUUGCGGAAGAUUUCACUGUAUCAACAUUGCUAGUUAUGAACAAGUAUCAUGUAACAUAUUGAUUUGCCAUCUGUGAUAUGUGAUUUGGAAUUUAUUGUUGUUUAAAUGGAUUCAGAUAUAUUUUUGUAUGAUUGUGGGUUUAUCUUUACACUUUAUAUAUAUGGACAUCCUUGUAUCAUUAUGUCAAUGUGAUGCUUAUUUGUAAAUUUUGAUGUAGAUGUGCUCUUAGACAAGUUAGUUUGCUUGAUUAUAAUACUUUUGUGUUUAUAAGUGUCAUGCAAAAGCCGAUGCCAGCUGUCAAAUAUGCUUACUCUGUAGAUAACAAAAUGCAUUUGUUUGAAAUAAAUCUGUGUUAACAAAAA